This is a messenger RNA of Felis catus (domestic cat), 7297 nucleotides long. Its product is annotated as olfactory receptor 52M1-like. The record is from RefSeq and is a predicted model, not a curated record. Bases 1102 to 2055 code for a protein of 317 amino acids. Gene Ontology annotation, molecular function: G protein-coupled receptor activity; olfactory receptor activity. The transcript has a single exon. Gene Ontology annotation, cellular component: membrane. Gene Ontology annotation, biological process: G protein-coupled receptor signaling pathway. NCBI's taxonomy places the organism in Eukaryota, Metazoa, Chordata, Mammalia, Carnivora, Felidae.
AGAUAAGCUUAUAAAAAGAUGCACCUUUUAUUUUACUCAUCUCCUAGAUACCCAGAUUCUUAGAUAGGUUUAUUCUAAUGACAGACUAUUAAACUUCCUCUCUUAAAGAACUUCAUCUCUUCAUCUUGUAACCAUGAAAUCUGAGCAACCUUAAAUGAAAGAUCUUUUUCUUUGAGAAUAAGAUCCUGUGCCAAAUAUCUUUGAAGAAGUCAAUUAGAUUUGACAAUCGGACUAAUCCAGUGUUAAACCCUUAGACAAAAGGGAAUUGUACCUCAUUGAUGUAUUUUCCUUAGUAAAUUGCCCCUCUGUUUUUGAUUGGGUUUUGAUAGAUAUAAGACCAUUUUUAAAGCCCUUGUCCACUUUUAGAAGACUGAAUAUACACAUAUAAAAAGGGAAGAAAAUUAAGGGUAUGUUUUUACAUUUCAGUUACGUUUGACACAUUUUUAAUGAAACUACAUAAUAGUUCAAUCUGCCUCCUGCCAUCCCCUCACUGUAAUGAUGUAAACAUUUUACCAGGUAAAUACAUAGGGCUAAAAAUAUUAUGAACCUAAUUCUAAUUCAUUCAAUGGAUGUUCUACAACUUAAGCAAUGCUUUAUUUGAAUACACACUUCUAAAUUUUCAUUAUGAAAUAGUUGCAAAUAGGUAAUCAAUGUUAUUAAUGCUACUAUUUAUACAGAAAAGUAUAUGCAGGCACUGAGCUAAACACAUUACAUGUAUAUACAUUUAAUCAUUAGACAUAGAACUUUUCCGUAGUUUCCAUUUCCUUUAGAAAGUACUUCCCAAAGCAAGAAUACUGGAUCAAAGGGGGUGAACCAUUCUGAGGAGACUUCUAGGGUGAAGUAGGGCAUUUUAUCAGAAGUCAUAAGCAUUCCUGUUUCUACAUUUACCAUUGGGUGUUUUCAUGCAUAGUUUCUUUAAUAAAAUAUGUAACAUGCCAAUCUUCAAGUAGACAUUCAGAAUUCUUUAUUAUAGGUUCCACCAGUUGCACAGGAUGAAAACAAGAAUCUAGUAGUCUACAGUUUCCAGAGACAAUAUCUCUCAUAAGAAUAAAAGUCUAAAACUAAGAGCUACUAUCUCCUGGAUAUUCCACUCCCUGAAACAUGUUCAUAUCUAACAAUGCCUGCUUGGUGCCUAGUUCUUUCUGGCUUACUGGAAUUCCAGGGCUGGAGUCCCUGCACAUCUGGCUUUCUAUCCCCUUCAGCUCUAUGUACCUGGUGGCUGUGGUGGGGAAUGUGACCAUCCUGGCGGUGAUAAAGAUGGAACGCAGCCUGCACCAACCCAUGUACUUCUUCCUAUGCAUGUUGGCUGUCAUUGACUUGGUCCUGUCAACCUCUACCAUGCCCAAACUGCUAGCUAUCUUCUGGUUUGGUGCCCGCAACAUUGACCUGGAUGCCUGCUUGACUCAGAUGUUCUUCAUCCACUGCUUUGCCACUGUUGAGUCAGGCAUCUUCCUUGCCAUGGCUUUUGAUCGCUAUGUCGCUAUUUGUGACCCAUUACACCACACCUCAGUGCUCACUCAUGCAGUGGUGGGUCGUUUGGGCCUGGCUGCCCUCCUCCGUGGAGUACUCUACAUUGGACCCCUACCUCUGAUGAUUCGCCUGAGGCUGCCCCUUUACCGGACCCAAAUCAUUGCCCAUUCCUAUUGUGAGCACAUGGCUGUAGUCACCAUGGCAUGUGGUGACACAACAGUCAACAACUUUUAUGGAAUGGGAAUUGGCUUCCUGGUAUUGAUCUUGGAUUCAUUAGCCAUCACUGUCUCCUAUGUGAUGAUUUUCAAGGCUGUAAUGGGAUUGAGCACCCCUAAGGCUAGGCUUAAAACCCUAGGGACAUGUAGUUCUCAUAUUUGUGCCAUUCUUGUCUUCUAUAUCCCCAUUGCUGUUUCUUCUCUCACUCACCGCUUUGGACAUGAUGUGCCUCCCCAUAUCCAUAUCCUUUUGGCCAACUUUUACCUCCUCAUCCCACCCAUCCUCAACCCAGUUGUCUAUGCUGUCCGUACCAAACAGAUUCGAGAAAGAUUUCUCCACAUCCUUAAGGCAGAGUCUCAACCCAAGUGACUGUUCUGCAUCUGUGGGGCAUACAGAUACUUACACAAAAAGGUUCUGACUGGGGAAGCCAAUGAAAUAACACCCAUGCAACUAGGUCUUUCCCGACUUGUGGAGAUAAGGGUCUAAGAAGAAUACUAGAAUAUAUUCCAUUUGACUAUGGAUUUUCUCAGUGGAGAGAAUAUCUGAAUGGGGGAAAUCAGGGCAUGAGUUCUUACAUAGUAUCCCUUUUCAUAUUCAACUUCAUAAAACUAUAAGACACAAGCAUGCCAACCACAGGAGUAAGACUAUUUCUAUCUUUGACAUUUUCUGUAAAGGAUUUCUAGUUUCUUUUUGGGAUAUGUUUUGCACAACUUGUAGAAGAUAAAAUUAUACCCUAAUACCUUCUUGAAGACAGUUUGCAAAUUGUUAGUAAAGACCUUGAAAAAUUCAACUGCAUUAGCAAUCUUUUUCUAACACUUUUGGCUUGCCACAGAAAAGACCUUUUGUUGAGGAUGGAGGCAACAUGAAUGUGGGAAAUCUUAAUCUAAUAGGUUUUGGACUGGACUUCACCGCCUAUAGGAGUUAAUCAUCAAGCCAGGUCAUUCUUCCAUCUAAAUAAAUGUAAAUGCAAUAUCCCACAUCUCCUCUUAAUAACUAAUUGAAAGACAGAAGGACAUUAGACUUUUGUUUUAGAGGCUUUGAGAUGGUCGUGAAGGACAGUAGCUACACUGAAAUAAUGACAAAAAGGGAAGAAAGUAACGGUGGGAUUAUUGACAGGAAAGAAGUUAGGUAGAGAAUACAGUAAAAGUGAUGAGAUUAAGCGAAGACCCAGUGGUAGAUACAAACCAGGAAAUAACUUCAGAUCCUUUUGGAAAAUUCUUGGUUUAUUUUGUUAUGAUUAGACCCUUUUUAAUCAUAUAAGUUAGAUGAUUACUUCAGGCUAGAAACCUACAAGAAUUUUGUGGUUAUGCAUGAAAAAGAAAGCAAUUCCCAAUUCUAGUGAUUCAGAAUUAUGGUAUAUCCAUUUUAGUUCUGAAAUAUUUUAGACUUUAAGUCUAAAAUGCUCAUUUACCCUCAGUUUACAAGCCAUUACAAAAUCUAAAGUGACUUACCUUAGGUUAAAAAUAAAUCCUCUUAAUAUUUUGAAAGUAUAAUCUAAAGAAGCCAAUGAUAAAGCCACAGCAAUAUUCAAACCUCCUAUCAUCCAAAAAUUUUUCAAGGAAAACACAAAUUUUUAUCUAGCUAGGGGUUUAAACUAAAAUUUAGAAGAGAGUUUGCGAUAUUAUAUUUCCUCAGAAUCCUAUGCCUGACGCUGCUUAGAGCAUAUUGAUUUUCCUCCAUUGUUUUUGGGUGAGGCGUGCUUAUUCCCUCAUCUCCUUAUCAAGGACUCUGAAGUCCAGUGCCAAACCCAAGUUCACCUAUUUUAGAAAAGUUAUGUUCUAUGAACAUAAUUUUGGUGCCAAAUAUAAUAUACCCACUGAUAUUUUUAAAAUAGUUGAUUAAAAGAUAAUAUAGAAGCCUCAGAGCUAAAAGUUUGUUUUACAGAAUUAUCUCCUGACCAUAACCCUGGGCUUUGGAGAAAAUUAAGAAAAAUUAUGCCCAAAUCCUUCAGUGGUACCAAUGCUGAAGGGAAUGAAAAGAAACCUUCGUCAUAGAAUAGUUCUUUGGCAUAUUGUAUAAAGUCCAUGAUUUAUGCUACAUAAAACAGUGUGUAUGGAGAUCCAGGACUUUUAUUCAGGGUUUAAUUGCAUACAGCAGGGUUAGUACAAGAACUUUAUAGCCAAACAAUCUCAGAUAUACCACAAUAUGAUAUUUCUAGAUGAUCUUCCAUGUCUACCAAUGUCCAAAACCAAAUACCAAGCAUCUCCAACUUCAUCCCCCUAUGGCAUUGAAUGAGAGCAAAAAGGAGAAAAUACCACGUGGAUGGGUGCUCCCACUCCAUCCAGGGACAACCACCCAUGACAACACCCAUACCUAUCAGACUCAGGGUUGAGCUGAGUUACAGUAAAGCAUUUAAUUCCAUUGUCAAAUGUAGUCAUGUCUGGGCUUUCAUGGACUUUCAUGAAGGUGUGAGCUCAGAGCAUGAUGGAAGGGAAUGUACCCUCGUGAAUACAGGAUAGGGACAUGACAAAUAAGUCCAAUAAUUGAACAUCUUAUUCAAAGUCAAUUUCCCACAAAUCUUCUGGAGAGAAGAUUCUCUACUGGAUUCUCUGGUACUGUUGAUCCACUGAGAUUUGUAAUCCCAUUUCCACAGGACCCUGGCAAGGAUUGUUUACUCUGUAUCCUUCUAGUUCUCAUUCCUUUGCCCCAGUAACAGGGCUGUGUGCAAAGUGGUCAGAGUGGCCACUCUUAUUUUCUUUCAGCCAACCUCUUUGUCUCACUUGUGCCUCAGGAAUGCUUAGGAUCCACUUCAACACCAGUUGGAGCCUUGAGAGCCAAGGAGUAAAAGGCAUGGUUCCAACUAAUGUCCUUCCUCCUGCCAGGCACAUAGGGUCUUUGUGCCUAACUUAAUCUAAAGCCAGAAAAAUAAGCCUGUUCUGCCAGAUCAGAUACCCCAUCACAUUUUUUUUCAGAUUGGAUGCCCUUAUAAAUCUUUUGUCUUUCUGGAUCAAGGCUUUUGAACGUAAAAGCCAAGAAUCUUCUGUCCUGUUAGAAAGGUAAAAUAGAAAUCCCUGACUGUUCGGAUUUUCUAUGACUGGAUUCUAGAAUUGAGAAUUCUAGAAUUGAGCUUGAGAAGUGGCUCUGCAAAAUAUUAAAUAAAAACCUAAGAUCUGAGGGAUCUAUACCUCUGGAAGUCUUGCCUGACAAGCACAAAUCUUCUUGAGAGUAAUAUGGUUGUUCACAUUUUUCUUCAGCAAUGAGGGAAACCAACUUACUUGAUUCAAAUGAAACCAACACUAUCCAAGUAUAAAAUUUAUUAUGUUGCUCACAAUUGGAUAAGAAUCUUGCAAGGACUCAUUUUCAAGAAAUAUCUUCAGGUCCAAUCCUUAUUUGUUAAAGUUGGAUGGAUACAAAAGUGAGAGUGAGACCUAAUCAUUCAAGCGAUACAAUCAUCUCACUGUGUGCUAUAGACAGAUUAGAUAGGCAAAUAUAGGAUAUAGGUAAGUAGACAGGUAGACUUUCCACUCAGGAGCUAAUGUUAUUCUCAACUUGAUUAGUACAAGAUUUCUCAGAUGCAUCUAAUGUUAGGACAUUGUACUGUGUCUUCCUGGCCAAGGUGGAACUGUUUCCCAGAAUUCCUUUCCCUGUGAGGUUCCUGGUUAGGGCUGGCUGAAAGGCCUAUUUCUGUGAGAUUAGAAGGCAGUGGUGAAAGAGCAACCAUUAUUUUCUAAAGGCUUGUGUAGAGUGCCCAAUGAUGCUGUAGCUCCUUCUAGCUCCCUGAUCCUAUGGGCUCACCUUGUGCGCAAGGAGUAGCCACUGAACCCACAAUUCCUUCAUCUUCUGCUGUAUCUCCUUCCAUUUAUCCAGACCCUGGGUAAGGUGUGUGCUCAGCUCCAUGGUAAAAGGUAGCUCUUUCUUCCAGUCACCUGCAUUGUAAAGGUUGGAGGCAGUGAGUGACGUGGAUUCGAGGCUUCCUCUGUAGGUUCCAAUUCAUCUUUGGGAGACGCUUAUCCUUACUCUUUACUCUUCCAGUCCACAUCCAGAUUUUCUGAGUUUUGGUCCUGCUGAAUUGUAGGGUCACUUCAGACACAUAGUCUUCCAUAUAGUUCACCAGAUCCCUUAAUUGCUUAAGGUCUAAUACCCAUAAUCAACCCCUUAUUCCAUAUCAUUCAUAGUGGUUCUGCCUUCCUAAUCAAACCAUAAUUGAUGAGCUUUUUUUUUCUAUAUCCACCCUCAUCCAGUCUAAGGCAGGAAGGAAAAUCCAGUCAGUACUACUCUAUGUACUCUUUUAGAAUAGGCAGGACCUCACUUUUACCUCUUUAAUGAUUCAUUUUAUCUUCUUGACCACUUCUGUUGCCAAUAAGAAAUUAUUCAUAGGGUUAGGAUAGCUCACUAAUAGAGAAAUGUUUUACCCUGAGACUAGAACAAAAAGUUAACAAACUAAAAGUUAAGCAUACAUGGGACAUGCAUUACUGCAACACAAGGCUUUGAGGAGAGGAUCUAUGUCAUUGAGAGGUUUCCUAUACCCGAGAGAUUACAAGGCUACAACUAAAGGGAAGCAGUGGCACAUACCGCUUAAAACUAUACAGGGGGACACCUGGGUGGCUCAGUUGGUUGAGUGUCCAACUUCAGCUCUUAUGGUUGGUGGAUUCAACCCCCACAUCGGGCUCACUACUGUCAGUGCAGACCUCACUUCAGAUCAUCUGUCUUUCUCUCUGACCCUCCCCUGCUCACACUCUCUCAAAAAAAAUAAACAUUUAAAAAUAUAGGAUUUAGUGUCAUCACAACUAUCUUUUAUCAAACAUUUUUUUUGCCACAUAUGAACCUGAGUAUAUAAGUUACUUUAUAGAAGUUAACUAAUUAAAUCCUCAAACCCUCAGAUAUAGAUACUAUACUAUUUUGAAAAUGAGGCAACUGGCUUUGGGGAAGUUAUUUAAUUUCAUGAAGGCUCAUUGACUUGGGUUUGAAACUUGGUUCCACCACUGUGUCUGAGAUCUGUUUCCACCACCAUGUUAUUACUGUACUACCACUCCCUCUAAUGGGCCAUCUUCUGUUGAGAUGAACCAAUAACCAAGAAAGAAGAAUAAUUCAACAGGGUGAUUUUUGUUUAACCAGAGGUCCUGCUGACUGCUGUAGCUUAACACAAGUGCCUCAAAGUAGAUCAGGCUCACUUACUGUCAUCUGUUUAUAGACAGUUCAGCUUUGAAUAAUUCUAUUUUGAAUUGUGUAUCAACAGGAAAGAUACUAUUCCAGUUCCUAUCUUGAUUCGAGGAGAAACUUCUUAGAGUUAAAUGACAAAUUUAUGAACAUUACUUUAACGCUUAUAGGCCAAAACUAAGAAACUAUUGGUACAGGUAAUUAUUCCACAUUGUCUUCAGGCACACCCUCUGUUGAGUGCCUCAUUAUCUUUCAAAGUCUUUUCUGGGUUAAGAAUAUAGUCUUACAUAAGAGAAAUACCUUCUUGACUGGCAGGUUUCCCCAGUAUAAAUCUUCCCGAGUCUCCCUGAACUUCUAGGUUUCUGAAUUAAUAAUUUUUGUGUGUGAAAAUUAUGUUCAUCUAUAAAACCAAGCUAUACCAUUUUGUGAUAAUUUUUAUUUUUUUAUGACAUUUAUUGGUGGUUUCCAUACAACACCCAGUGCUCAUCCCAGCAGAUGUCCUCCUCAAUGCCCA